AUGAACAGAGUGGAAUGAUUUUGGAGAUUGAGGAAGACGAUUUCGAUUUUCGAGUUGCUAUGACGGAAAUGGAGGAUAGUGAGGACAGUGAUAAUUUUGAAGUUUCGCCUCUACGGUGUGAUAUGGAUUGUGAUAUUGGUGUGAUUUUGGAUGAGCUUCAGGGGGGUGCUACAACACUUUUCAAAAUGAGGGACAAACUUAGAGAUUUCCUUGAAGCAUAUCAUAAGGUAAGUAAGGUGGAUGUGUUUGAUUCUUAUGCUCUUUUUUUCCCUUUGGAAGCACUUUUUGUUCCUUCUUCAUCUUCUAGUUUGGACUCCUAG
Molecule: messenger RNA, 320 nt
Organism: Ilex paraguariensis (yerba mate)
Lineage: Eukaryota; Viridiplantae; Streptophyta; Magnoliopsida; Aquifoliales; Aquifoliaceae
Source: the annotation of a GenBank genome assembly